AUGGAGUUCUACCUGGAGAUCGAUCCCGUCACCUUGAACCUCAUCAUCCUGGUAGCAAGUUACGUCAUCCUGCUCUUGGUGUUCCUCAUCUCCUGCGUGCUGUAUGACUGCCGAGGCAAGGACCCCAGUAAGGAGUAUGCUCCCGAGGCCGCCUCGGAUGCCCAGCCCUCCAUCCGCUUGGUGGUGAUGCAGCAAAGUGCUCCUGCUGCCUCCUGGGCAAGGGGGCCCAGCCUUCACGUUGGAGAAUCUGCUUCGCUGGGGAAGAAAAGCACUGUGGUGUGA
Ochotona princeps (American pika) is the source of this 282-nucleotide messenger RNA. RefSeq names its product small integral membrane protein 36 (gene SMIM36). The transcript has a single exon. The record is from RefSeq and is a predicted model, not a curated record. Lineage: Eukaryota; Metazoa; Chordata; Mammalia; Lagomorpha; Ochotonidae. The coding region runs from base 1 to 282 and encodes 93 amino acids.